Molecule: messenger RNA, 2729 nt
Organism: Tilletiaria anomala UBC 951
Lineage: Eukaryota; Fungi; Basidiomycota; Exobasidiomycetes; Georgefischeriales; Tilletiariaceae
Exons: 2
Coding region: 67-2691 (874 amino acids)
Biological process (GO): attachment of GPI anchor to protein
Cellular component (GO): GPI-anchor transamidase complex
Source: RefSeq, a predicted model, not a curated record
CCAAACGUGCCCCCCCAGCUCGACGGGAGCACCGCUGACCUCCAAAGGGGCGCGCCACACUGUGCCAUGACUACCGGCAAAGGCGUCCUCAGUGUCGCAGUGCCCGCUGCAAGCACGCUGGCAGACGCCGUGGUGAUAGCCAGCAACGACGACUCUUCGCCUGCUUUGACCAAGCCACGUUCGACAUUCCAGUCAGACAGGAGCAAGGUUCGGAUCAUCUUCUCUUUUGUGGUCACCAUUCUGCUCGCGCUGCCGGUGUGGUGGAAGACGACGAGCAUUGAACGACUCCCGCUGCCUAGAGCUCAACUUGCGAACUGGAGCGAUCGGCUUGCUCAAGCGCACUUCGGCGAUGCUGCGACGGCGCAGCAUUGCGUAUUCGAGUUGCCCAUCAGGCUCCAUCUGUCUAUUCACGAUUCUUUAGUCGAAGAUCUUGUCUCUGGUUCAGCACGAGGCGAAGGGGCGGUUGGCGGCACGGGGGUAGCUGAGCAGACACUCGAACUGCUUGCGAAGCUCUCUGCCGAGUCCGCAGCUCUGCUUGCGCAACAUGCUGUUGCAGCCCAACCACAGAACGUCUCCUCUGCAGCAUGCGUGCGCUUCCUUGUCACAUAUGAGAAGAGCGUUGCGCAUGCCGGCGCUUUGGCGAUGGUGGAGAGUCAGCGGCUAACCGCGCUGGAGCACGGGCAGGCGGCAAAGCGCGAUGUGGAGCAGCUUCGAGAUGUGACACGAGAAGCGCAAGAAGAACGCAGGCCGUCACGAAAACACGAGCACCAUUCGCGGAUGAGUUCUGCUGCUUUGGCCGCAGAUCAAUCUAGCGCGGCCAGUGCGCAAGAGCUUCGGCAAAGAUUGGAUAUGCACCCGAUCCAAAAGGACUUGGGUCUGAAAGAGGAAGUUGAUGAGGCCGAAACCCACCUGGCAUUUGCAGAAACACCAUCGUCCCUCCUUCAACCGCGUCGCGCCAUGGGGGCAAUGGAAGCAUACUCAGUGCUGGACUACCGGAUACACCUCUAUGGAGAAGACUUGGGCGCAAGCGACACUUCAGAAGCAGCACAACAUGAUCUGGCCGUCCCCAUUUCAAAGAGCGAACGUUCGACCGUGGGCAUUGCCCAAACGCUCGUCGACAACUUCCUCCACGUCUUUCCUCUGUACUGCCUGUCUGCCGCCUCAUCUCGGCCCCAAGCGUGUGCAUCACCAGCCGGAGUUGAAUCCGGCAAGGCGAUCCAGCAUGAGAAGACGGUGGAGCUGGUCUUCAGCCUGGUGCAUGAAGAUGCCAGCGAUGGCGGCGCGUACACGGCAUGGGACAUCGCUGGUCCUCUACAUAACCAGGCCCAACUGGGGUCAGCAGGACAGUCAAACGACGGUCCUCAUCACGCUCGCAGAAGGCGAGGAAGCGCAAGCGUCAGCAGCGUGGAAGAGCCCAGGGCUGCCGGUAACCUUCAGUCGUCCCUCUCCGACAUAUUGGAUGCCCUUUCGGAGCAAAGUAUUCACGAUUUCAAGAUCGAGACGCAGAUGCUUUUCUAUGCGCCACUCGCAUUCAAGCCGCACCUCAAAACCACAUUGACGCCACAAACCUCGUACAUUCAAGUCGAACGCGAGGUGGAGGUGGAAGUCGAUGAAGACGAUAGCAAGGAUGCUUCGCCUGCAGACGGCGGGGAGGUUCUAUUAUCUGAUGAGAAUGAAGUAGAGAAGCCAAGGAGGUACCGCAAAGAGUUGCGCAGGUUCAUGCAGGAGGUUAGGACGGACGCGGUGCACCAUGACUAUGCGGUUGACAUGGAAGACCUGAAGAUCUUUGUCAAUGCAGGAGAGUGGAGUCUUGGUGCUAGCACCCCAUCGCUACCGCGAGAGCUUCGGCAACGCGGCCGCUUCCCCGCGGCUUCUGGAGCAUCACAUGAUAACUUGGCAGAAGCUGGGGACGAACCCCGCACACUCCAUUUCCUGCUUUUUGUUCCGUCCGCGAAGCACGCUCCCCUGCGUAUUCGCGACCCUCGGACCGGCAACUUCAGCUCGUCAAAGAGUUGGGUCAUCCCACAGUGGGGCGGUGUCGUUCUGCUCGAUCGCAAGGGGAUUCAGUCGUCCGAGGCGAAUGAUCUCCACGGCGUUCUCCCAGAGCAGAGCUUGGUGGAGGCGGUCACCCUGUGGAAUAUCCAUCUUCGCGCCUUGUUGGGACUGCCACGUAGCGCGUAUGGACUCUCGCAAGCAACUUCGGCUUCAGCCAACCCAACAGUCACAUCGUUCGAAGUUGAUCUGCUCGGUAUCGCUCGCAUCAAGGAAAACAUUAGGAACAGCAUAGAGACGCUGGACAGCAUCAUCAAGUUAGUGGACAAGCUGCAGAAUCUGGGGGUCGACAAAACCGUACAAGCCGACUUUCGUCAAAGUAUUGCGUGUUUGAACCAGAUCGAGGAGCGACUGUCGUCCACAUUGGCCACUGUCGACUGUACGGAUAGCAAAAGCAAGCUCUCAGAGCUGUUACAGCUCUCCUCUGAUGCAUCACGCUAUGCCUCUCAUUCAUUCUUCAAUCCGUUGAUGAUCACGCAGCUUUACUUCCCAGACGAACACAAGUAUGCCGUAUACACACCCCUGUUCGGACCCGUGUCCGUGCCGAUUAUAGUGGCGCUUUUGAAAGAGCUCAAGGGCCGGCUCAAGCAGCGCAAACAGCGCCAAAAUCAAGUUCCAAAGGACCGAAAGCGACAGUAGUGAUGUAUUUUGGAAAGGGGCAUAAUGCAUAUUCCAGC